Messenger RNA from Trichosporon asahii var. asahii CBS 2479, 1902 nucleotides. RefSeq lists its product as uncharacterized. Gene Ontology annotation, cellular component: 90S preribosome; small-subunit processome; nucleolus. Gene Ontology annotation, biological process: maturation of SSU-rRNA from tricistronic rRNA transcript (SSU-rRNA, 5.8S rRNA, LSU-rRNA). The coding region runs from base 1 to 1902 and encodes 633 amino acids. The record is from RefSeq and is a predicted model, not a curated record. The transcript has 2 exons. NCBI's taxonomy places the organism in Eukaryota, Fungi, Basidiomycota, Tremellomycetes, Trichosporonales, Trichosporonaceae. Gene Ontology annotation, molecular function: protein binding.
AUGGACGCGCUGCUAGCUGCGGCGGGCCCCAUGCGGCCGCCGAAGAGGAAGCGCUCGUUCCACAAGAAGGGUCAACCGACGGCACACAAGACGGUCGACCGCGGCGAGCACAAGGAGGCGAUCGACCCCAGCACCAACUCGAUCCUGACGAGCACGCGCGUGCCGGGGUCGUUCCAGUCCCGCAACCUGGCGACAGGCAAGGGCGCCGAGCCGCUUCGCCCCGAUGCCUCUGUCAGCAAGAUUGCGGACAAGAAGCUGCGCGCGCGCGUUGCCCGAACGGACGUUGCCGGCAAGAAGGCGAAGCAGGAGCGCGCCGAUGUCGACGAGUGGCUGAACCAGGCCGUCAGCGGCGGACAGGGCGGCAUCGAGGUCGAGGAGGACGAGGGAGAGCGGACAUGGCGCGUAGGGCAGGACGAGAUCGUGCAGGCUGUCGGUGUGUCGAACGCGCACAAGAAGUUCGACCUCCGCUUCGACAACAUGGGCAACUACAUGGUCGACUACACGCGGAACGGACGGCACCUCGCCAUUGCGAGCCAGAAGGGCCACGUCGCGACGUUUGACUGGAAGGCGGGCAAGCUCAAUGCCGAGAUCCAGCUUCGUGAAGCGGUCCGCGACAUCAAGUUCCUCCAGAACGAGGACUACUUUGCCGUCGCGCAGAAGAAGUAUGUCUUCAUCUACGACCGGAACGGCGUCGAGCUGCACAAGCUCAAGGACCACAUCGACCCGGUUCACAUGGAGUUCCUGCCCUAUCACUACCUCCUCUCCACUGUCGGACACGCCGGCCACCUCAAGUACCACGACGUCUCGACCGGCCAGAUGCUGACGCAGAUCGCCACGCGGUUGGGUUCGCCGGCCUCCAUGGCGCAGAACCCGCACAGCGCGAUCAUCCAUCUGGGCCACCAGAACGGCACGAUGACGAUGUGGUCGCCGAACCUGACGACGCCGCACGUCAAGCUGCUGGCCCACCGCGGCCCCGUGGCCGGUAUUGCGAUCGACCCCUCCGAGAACAGCGCGGGGCGCUACUGCGCCACGGCCGGUCUGGACGGCACUGUCAAGCUCUGGGACGGUCGCAUGUGGGGCAAGGAGGUGCGGCACUGGACUGUGCGCAAUGCGCCAAGUACGCUGUCGUACUCGGGGCGCGGUAUCCUGGCCGUCGGCGGAAAAAGCGGCGUCACGACGUACCGCGACACGCACCGCGGCAGCGGCGCUCCGAAGCCGUACCUCACUCUUCCCACACCGGGACUCAGUGCGUUUGACGCCCGCUUCUGUCCGUUCGAAGACGUGCUCGCCGUCGGACACGAGAAGGGUAUUUCGUCCCUCCUCGUUCCCGGGUCCGGAGAAGCCAACUUCGACUCGAACGAGGCAGACGUCUUCGAAUCCUACUCCCGCCGGAGGGAGCGCGACGUGCGCUCGGUGCUGGACAAGAUCCGUCCCGAGCUCAUCACGAUGGACACGGAUUUCCUCGGCCACAUCAACCCGUCCAAGGGUGGCGAGACGCAUGCCGAGCGCGAGGGGCGGUCGUACCGCCAUCUGUCGCGUAUCGAGCGUCUCAAGCUCAACGGGGAGGACGUCGACGGCUCUGGCGCCGAGGGCACCGCCCGAGGUGCCGCGGGAGGCGUCAAUGGAGCGAACGAGUCGCGCAUGGGCAUCAACGACGAGGACGAGGAGAGCGGGGACGAUGAGGACGAGAGCACGCCCGAGGGCAAGAAGAAGAAGAAGAUGCGCGGACGCAACAAGGCCAUGAAGCGGUACCUGUCCAAGAAGAAGAAGAAUGUGAUUGACCCGGCCCUGCUUGCUGUGAGGGAGAAGGUUGAGGCGCAGAAACGUGCCGACGAGCAGGCCGCGCGUGUGGCUAGGGGAGAAGUCGUCAAGGAGUCUGGCGCGCUUGCGCGCUUUGGAUAG